UUAGAGCUGCCAACAGCCGCUGACAGUCGCAAGUCGCAAAUGCGAGCUAUUGCUGCGAAUUGUCCAAAUUAUUUACGAUCAGAGUUGGAAUUUUUAAGAUUUUAGCAGAUAAAAAGUGUGUGAUGCGAAAUGUGGCUAUCAGUUGUUAUGGCAGUUACGAUUCUUACGGAGUAAAAGAGGCCAAGUUUUGUAAAAAUAAUAUGUUUUGACGCACCGUAUUUGCGAAGAUGUUAGCUGAUUUAUUGAUUCUUUAACGUGCUUGACAGUUUAGCCGAAAAAAUGAUUUGUAUUUUUCGGUAUAAUCUCCACAAUCGAUCCAUCGAGAGUCUUUAUGCAAUACUAGAUUGAUAUCUGAAUUAUUUAUGUGAAAGGCUUCAUAAAAGUAAAUUUAAUGAUCCCAUGGAUGCGUGAUCAAAUAGCAGAAGCCUGGCAUAACAGAAAAAGUUCAAGGACGGCUGACAAGCGGUCCUUGGCCCUUUCUUCUGUCAGCACAGGCAAUGCUACAAGCAAUGACACUAUGCUUACACCGUUACCUACCUCACCUGAAAACUUUUCCAUCAACGUUAUCAGCAUAGAGGGCAAUGUAUUAGAUGUUGCAAUAAAACCAAACUUUACCGUGGAAAAUAUUAAGAAAAUAGCAGUGGUACAUUUUUAUGGUCAAGAUACAACCAAAUCUAUCUCAAACUAUCGCUUAGUUCAUUCAACCAAAUUUGUACAGCUUAAGGAUGAAAAUUAUGUAAGCGACGAGGAUAUCAAUGAAUGUGAUGAGUUAUUAUUAGUAGAAAUACGAUCGCAAGAAGAUUCAUUGGAGGAAGAUCUUAAAGGUCCAAGUUUAGAAGCAAUAGCUCAAGCUACAAGUGAUCUACCUAGUGUACGAAAUCCGCCUAAGCCUGUGCCAUCUACAGAAUGCCCUGCGGAUUUCCAGAAUGAAAUCCGUAAGAUUUUAAUAACUCUUGUACAAGCAUCUGCAAAAAUCUUGAUGUACAGUCCUUAUGCUGAAAAAUUAUAUGACGAUAUUAAGGAGAAACUUGAAGCUAGGUGUAAUCCUAUUAAUGAUCCAAAAGUCAUAAAAAGUCUUAUAGAAAUGGGUUAUCCUCAUAAGAAAGUUCUCAAAGCGUUAUGUCUUCGAAAGUCGAAUAUGACAGAAGCUUUAGAAUGGCUUAUAGAACAUCAGGAUGAUUCAGAUGAUGAUUCAGAUGAUGAAAUAGAUUUCUUGCCUGCGGAUACAAUGACAGACACAGAUAUUGCAAAUCCUAGUUCUUCAAUGAACACUAAGAAAAAGUCAUUUAAAGAAGCAUGUUUGGAACUGUUCAAAGAAAAACAGGAUCAAGAAGAAAAAGAUCUGGUAUAUAUCGUAGAAUUAUUAUUGCAAAGUUUUCGACAAUGGAAGAGAAUGGAAUUUAAACCUAAUAAGAGAGCAAUGCGAUCACUUGUAGAAAUGGGCUUUGAGGACAAAAAUGUUAUAGGGGCAUUGAAAGUUACUGGGAAUGAUCAGGCUAAUGCUUGUGAAUGGCUGCUGGGCGAAAGAAGACGUAGUUUACAAGAUUUGGAUGAAGGCCUCGAAUCCGAUGGUCUAAUUUAUAAAGCAAUUAUGAGUAAUCCUCAUAUUCAGCUUAGUCUUACAAGACCAAAGAUGUUGCUUGCAUAUUUGUCAAUGAUAGAAACACCUGCUUCGGCAAAUGUAUGGAUUAACGACCCUGAAAUUGCACCUGUGCUUAACCAAAUAUCUAAGACAUAUCAUACUGAAAAACAUGCCAUUCAUAUGAAUCGUUAUACCUAAUAUUAUGGUAAAACUUUAUUUGCGUCUCUG
Messenger RNA from Trachymyrmex cornetzi, 1810 nucleotides. RefSeq names its product Kip1 ubiquitination-promoting complex subunit 2 (gene Kpc2). Gene Ontology annotation, molecular function: protein binding. Bases 392 to 1780 code for a protein of 462 amino acids. The record is from RefSeq and is a predicted model, not a curated record. Gene Ontology annotation, cellular component: ubiquitin ligase complex. The transcript has 9 exons. NCBI's taxonomy places the organism in Eukaryota, Metazoa, Arthropoda, Insecta, Hymenoptera, Formicidae.